AUGUACCAUCCUUCAUUCUCCAAGAACAUCGCUGCUUCGGUUCUGUGCCUGCUUAUGAUCAUCUCGGUGCUUGGUAGCACUACGAUAUCCGAAGCUCGCUCCAUCAGCCACUUAGAAUCCAGGCAAAGAAAGUCGGUUGGGGACGUUCCGGACCUCGGUGGCUUGGGAGGACUGGGAAGUAACGACAACGGAGGAGGCCUCGGCAGCCAAUGCAACAACGGAGGCCUUGAUACCGGAUGCCCUGCCGGUGGUCUGGGUGGUGACCACAUCGCUGUUGUCGAAGACGAAAAUGGCAACCCCUCGCUUACUUUCGUUGAAGUUGGAACUUCUCGGCGCCCGCUCUUUAACGUUCCGACUUCUGAGCAGGGAGAGCCUCGCCCAACAGCAUCUGCGUCAGGCAAUGACCCGGUCAACGAUAACGGGGCAGUUUCGGAAGCCAGACGAACGUUCUCUUGGUCCACAGUGGUCACUGCAAUGGGUAUCCUGGGUGCCAUCAUGGUACAGUGCUGA
This is a messenger RNA of Coprinopsis cinerea okayama7#130, 510 nucleotides long. RefSeq lists its product as hypothetical. The record is from RefSeq and is a predicted model, not a curated record. Bases 1 to 510 code for a protein of 169 amino acids. The transcript has 2 exons. Lineage: Eukaryota; Fungi; Basidiomycota; Agaricomycetes; Agaricales; Psathyrellaceae.